Molecule: messenger RNA, 936 nt
Organism: Phytomonas sp. Hart1
Lineage: Eukaryota; Euglenozoa; Kinetoplastea; Trypanosomatida; Trypanosomatidae
Source: the annotation of a GenBank genome assembly
AUGAAGUUUGAACGACUAGCUUUACCCAUUGGUCACAAUAGAAAGCCCUUUGCGGUAGCGCAGCCGAACUACGGGCGACUUAUCAAUUUUGAAGAGGAGGAAAGACGUGAGAGAGAAACUAGAGAGCAUAACAUGCAUACACCAUUUGUGUACCCCAAAGAGAGAUCUAACCACACUAUUCCAUCUCGCAAUCCGCAAGUUACGCGUUUGGCGCAGUCUAAACACACUCGGGAACCUCUUCAACUAUCACAAAGCCAGUUAAAAGCUUCCACUCAGAAUGUUGGCAGGCCUACCUCUGCAGAUUAUACCCGGUCUGCAUCGGUCAAAACCGAUCGGCUACAUAGUGUAGAUACCAGUUCAAAGACCCGUUCUCAUUCCACGGGGAAAUUCCCAAGCACCAGUCAAGCGAAAUCAUCCUUGGAUCCAACUCCCAGGUCCACUUUUUCGAAGCGACACCAGAGGCAAACCGCAACUUUGAAUCAGUUUGCGGCUUUUCAUAAAGGGUAUAAACCACAACACACCUAUGGGGGAACUACCAUCAUUUCAUACACACCAUCCGCCCUGUCAGAAGCCCGAGAACGCUGUGCCGCAAUGGGGGUUUCGAAGGUCGAUUGGAAGAGUCUGAAGCCCCCUAGACGCGCUGAGUCAAUUCAGCUUUCGCUUUUGCGGCCUGAGGAAGGGACGGUUGUGCAGCCCGCAUUGGCGUGUCCUCCUGCUACAAGGGCUGUUGCUAAUGCAUUUGCCGAGGAAAAAGUUCAGGUCAUCGUCUCCCAGGCUGCACCCUCCAAAUCGAUUGAUACGAUGCCUAGGCCUCCAAUGAAGGUACGCACUCAUCGCUUUGUGAACGACGAGGACAAUACGAAAUCGGAGCCAUGGGGGAAGGAUCCCUCACCGACGCCUCAGGUAGUAAUCUACGCUACUGCACGUUCUGUCUGA